AUGAAGCUCGUCCGGUUUUUGAUGAAAUGCGCCAAUGAGACGGUGACUGUUGAGCUCAAGAAUGGCACAAUUCUCCAUGGCACAAUUACUGCGGUCUCCCCGCAAAUGAACACCUCUCUCCGAACCGUGAAGAUGACUCCCAAGGGCCGUGAUCCCCUCUCGCUCGACACCAUCAACAUCCGUGGCUCCACAAUCCGUUACUACAUCCUCCCCGAUAGCUUGCCGCUCGACACUCUGCUUGUUGAUGACGCUCCCAAGCCCAAGAACAAGGCCCGCAAAGAGGCAGACCGUGGUCGUGGUGGCCGUGGAGGUCCCCGCGGCGGUGGCGGCAGAGGCCGUGGUGGUCCUCGUGGUGGUGGCCGUGGACGGGGUCGUGGUUUCUAA
This is a messenger RNA of Penicillium pulvis, 384 nucleotides long. Its product is annotated as mRNA splicing protein SMD1. Lineage: Eukaryota; Fungi; Ascomycota; Eurotiomycetes; Eurotiales; Aspergillaceae. The record is from RefSeq and is a predicted model, not a curated record. Gene Ontology annotation, biological process: RNA processing; spliceosomal snRNP assembly. Gene Ontology annotation, molecular function: RNA binding. Bases 1 to 384 code for a protein of 127 amino acids. Gene Ontology annotation, cellular component: pICln-Sm protein complex; U2 snRNP; precatalytic spliceosome. The transcript has 3 exons.